UGGUGUGGCAUUCGCAGAGCGAGGUGCUCAGUAUUUAUGGCUUGCUGUACGAGUACAAACUGUGUCACGUAUCCUUCUAGUUCUACUGUUCUUGUUCUACCCAUCGAAGUGAUAACUGAGUUUCAGCAAGACUACUGAGUUACGUGCUGUGAGUGGGACAGAACACUGCCGACGUGAGAGUUUGGCAGCCGAUAUGAGUGUAUAAGGCACAGCUUGGAGGACCAAGAAGGAAGUGGGUAUUAUAGUUAGCCCCUGGCAGAAGCCACUUCAAAGCCAUGUUCAUCGUCGGUCUCACAGGUGGCAUAGCCACUGGCAAGUCGACCGUAUCUGGCAUGAUACGGGAGCUCGGCUGUCCUGUGAUUGAUGCUGAUCAAAUAUCUCGAGAUGUUGUCGAAGUUGGCCAGCCUGCUUAUAAGAAGAUUGUGUCCGAAUUUGGUGAAUCAGUACUGUUGCCAUCUGGGGAACUAAACCGGGCUGCACUUGGAGAGAUUAUUUUCAACGAUGAAUCGAAACGGCGGCUCCUGAACAAAUGUACCCACACGUAUAUCCAUCGGCGAAUGCGGUACAUCGUGCUAUGCAGCUUUCUACGUGGACAUCAGUUCAUUGUGAUGGAUCUACCCCUGCUCUAUGAAACAGGGACGUUCCUGAAGCUCUUCCACAAAGUCAUUGUUGUUGAAUGCACACCGGAUCAGGAAGUUGAGCGUCUCAUGCUGAGAAAUAGCUUAUCCCGUGAACAGGCACUGGCACGAAUCAACUCGCAAAUGCCACUGGAGCAGAAAGUACAACGGGCAGACAUAGUCAUAUCAAACCGUGGCACUCUGGAAGAGACACGCCAACAAACAGUAGCCAUUGUGAAUCAGCUGAAAGCAUCCAACAUGCACAUAUACAUGCGCCUGCUCUUCUUAUCGGUGGUCUCUCCUUUUCUCUUGACGCUGUACUGGGUUUUUCGUUGAUAUGAUGAGAACAGCGAGAGGUGGCCGUUCCUAGGCAUGUGUGUUUCGAAAGUUACAUAGACAAAAUUAUAUGCAGCAACUAUUAUAUGUAGCAACUAUAAAUAUCUAUUUUUGAUUGGGGUGGGGUGUUUGUUUGUGACGUUUGCUGCUGGAACUAUAUUUUCAUGCCUUGUUAUUGUUCCUUUUUCUUGAUAAAAUCUUAUACGACGCGUUAUCGCUGGUCGUUGAUAUAGACCCGGGAGCAGUAAAAAAUGCCAACCCCCUGAUAAUAGUGAGGUUCUGCUACCCGUGAAGUAGGGUGUUUGUUUGUGACGUUUGCUGCUGGAACUAUAUUUUCAUGCUUUAUCCUUUCUCUUCAUAAAGUCUUAUACGAUU
This is a messenger RNA of Sycon ciliatum, 1328 nucleotides long. RefSeq names its product dephospho-CoA kinase-like. The record is from RefSeq and is a predicted model, not a curated record. The transcript has 5 exons. Bases 276 to 953 code for a protein of 225 amino acids. NCBI's taxonomy places the organism in Eukaryota, Metazoa, Porifera, Calcarea, Leucosolenida, Sycettidae. Gene Ontology annotation, molecular function: ATP binding; dephospho-CoA kinase activity. Gene Ontology annotation, biological process: coenzyme A biosynthetic process.